UAAGCUAAAAUUCAUUUUUCUCUUUUGUAGUGGGGACUUCAAAAGUUUCAGGAAUACAGCUAUCUUAUCCAAGUAGAUUGAGACGUCAUAGUCACGGAGGGGGGCGUGCUUGGAUGAACCUUUUUGAUCGAUUCGCAAGGGUUGUCAAGUCAUAUGCAAAUGCGGUAAUAAGCUCCUUUGAAGACCCAGAAAAGAUUCUGGAACAAACUGUGAUCGAGAUGACUGAUGAUUUGGUCAAGAUGCGUCAAGCUACUGCCCAAGUUUUGGCUUCACAGAAGCAAUUGGACAACAGAUACAAAGCUGCACAACAAGCUUCUGAAGAGUGGUAUCAUAAAGCACAACUUGCUCUUGGAAAAGUUGAAGAGGAUCUUGCUCGUGAAGCUCUUAAACGUAGAAAAUCUUAUGCUGAUAAUGCAAAUUCUUUAAAGGCUCAACUUGAUCAGCAGAAGGGUGUAGUUGAUAACCUUGUCUCAAAUACACGGCUUUUAGAAAGCAAAAUACAGGAAGCUAAGUCUAAAAAAGAUACUCUAAAAGCACGAGCUCAGUCUGCUAAGACUGCAACCAAAGUAAGUGAAAUGUUGGGGAGUGUAAACACAAGCAGUGCUUUGUCAGUUUUUGAAAAGAUGGAGGAAAAAGUUUUGGCAAUGGAAUCUCAGGCAGAUGCACUUAAUCAGCUGGCUGGUGAUGAACUUGAAGGAAAGUUUGCAUUGUUAGAGAGUUCUUCGGUUGAUGAUGACCUCGACAACUUAAAGAAAGAAUUAUCAGGAAGCACAAAGAAGGGAGAGCUUCCACAGGGGAGAACUCGUGUGCCAAGCACAAACUCAGCAUUAAAGUUUCAAGAUCCUGAAAUCGAAAACGAGCUGAAUGAACUGAGGCAAAAAGAAAAAGAAUAAUAGUAGGGAUUCUUGACUCGGAAAUCUGGUUUUCUACAUGAGAAGGUUUAUGCAUUUUAGAGGCGACCUCGGAUUUCAGAAUAAAAGGCAAAAUAGAAUUUGUCUACUAUGUGUACAUUGUAACAAAUACAAUUUCAGUAUUAAAAGUUUGUAGAAAUACGAGCUUCUGAUGAUUAGAGAGAAGUUUUCCUUCCAACUUCUUUUGUACAAAUUCGAUUCGCUCCAUGGACAAAUAAUUCUAUCUGAUGUAUCAGAUUUUCAAAGUUAAGUCGUCAUCUCCAGUCUUUACCCCUUUUUA
Molecule: messenger RNA, 1191 nt
Organism: Olea europaea var. sylvestris
Lineage: Eukaryota; Viridiplantae; Streptophyta; Magnoliopsida; Lamiales; Oleaceae
Product: membrane-associated 30 kDa protein, chloroplastic
Exons: 10
Coding region: 114-893 (259 amino acids)
Source: RefSeq, a predicted model, not a curated record